Messenger RNA from Closterium sp. Naga37s-1, 9405 nucleotides. NCBI's taxonomy places the organism in Eukaryota, Viridiplantae, Streptophyta, Zygnematophyceae, Desmidiales, Closteriaceae. The record is from the annotation of a GenBank genome assembly.
GUGACGGCAUAUGUGGUGGAGCGCAACGGGUGUUUCGACGUGCUGCUGGACGUGGCUGCAGCCCACAUGCAGUGCCGCCACGAUCUGCCGCUCUGCAUCCACUGGGGCAUAUUCCGCUCAGAUCGCUCCACGUGGUUCCUCCUCAAUGAUUCCCAGACACCGCCAGGGACCGUCUUCCUGAGAGGAAAGACUGAUGCCAUGCGCACGGUACUGCAGGAGGACUCUACGCCCGGCCACCGCUCCCUGGUGCUCUCCUUUGAUGCGGAGCUCGCCCCCUUCUCCCUCAACCUCGUGCUCUUCCAGCCGCUCGCUGGCGUCACUGGCAGCGGCAUCGGAGACAAGUCCCUCGAAGGGCUCUGGCUCAGGAACUCGCGGCAGAUGGAUCUGUGUGUGCCCAUCGGCAUGGGGCGUGGCAGCGCCAGCCCGCUGGGAGCCACGCCCAACGCGGACGGGUCGGUGAACUUCGCUCUAUACUCGCGCUACGCCGAGGGUGUCGUGCUCUGCCUCUACCUGCCUGACGACGCCGAACCCACGCUGGAGAUCGAUCUCGAGCCGUCCAUCCAUCGCACGGGGGAUGUGUGGCACGUCAGCAUUGACGCUGCUGACGUCAGCAGCUUCACUCGCUACGGGUACCGGGUGCAGGGCGACCCUGACUGGGAGGGAGGCAACCGCUUCCAUUCCCGCCUCGUGCUCAUGGACCCCUACGCCAAGGAGAUGGCUGCUCACGUGCCCGGCCAAGAGGACCUACCAUCGCCAGCAGCGGCGUUGGCUGUCAUCCCCACCAUGCAAGAGCCGCCCUUCGACUGGCAGGACGACUUCCCCCCCAACAUCCCAUCGGAGCAGCUGGUGGUGUACCGCCUCAACGUGGCGGCCUUCACGGCGGACGACAGCAGCGGGGUGAGCGAGGCGGGGCGGGGCACGUUCCAGGGCGUGCUGGAGAAGGUGGAGCACCUGCUGGCGCUGGGAGUGAAUGCGGUGCUGCUUCAACCAAUCGCAGCGUUUGACGAGACUCAAGGACCCUACUUCCCUAUCAAUUUCUUCUCCCCCAUGCCAUCCUAUGGACCGAACGAGUCCCUCAAGCUGCUAGUGAGGGAGCUCCAUGCGCGGGGCAUCGAGGUGCACGUGGAGGUGGUGGUCAGCCACACGGCGGAGGGCAGCGAUGAGGACCCCAAACCCAUCUCCUUCCGCGGCAUUGAUAAUCGCGCCUACUACAUCAAUGAUCCCUAUGGCAAGCAGGUGGUGCCCGAAUAUGGAUCUCCCAACGCCUUCAACUGCAACAGCCCUGUGGCGCUCAACCUCAUCACGGACGCACUGCACCACUGGGUGGAGGAGUACCACGUGGACGGCUUCUCCUUCAUCAACGCAUCAGCCCUCACCACGGGCCCACACGCGCAGCCACUCUCCCGCCCGCCCCUCGUGGAGGCCCUGGCCUUCGACCCGCUGCUGGCUGCAGUGAAGCUUGUUGCUGAUGCUGCCAUGCCGCUUCUGUCCGCUCAAAAGGCCUUUGCAUUCCCGCACUGGAAGCGGUGGCAGGAAAUGAACAGUGCUUUCUGCUUCGACAUCCGCAGAUUCGUUUCCGGGCAGCCUGGGCAGAUCAGCGGGCUGGCAACACGGCUGUGCGGCAGUGGCGACCUGUUCUCCUCAGGCCGAGGCCCAGCCUACGCCUUCAACUACAUCACUGCAUUCCAAGGGCUCACCCUGGCGGACCUUGUCAGCUACAGCAUGGACUCAGAGGCCAGCUGGAAUUGCGGUGUGGAGGGAGUGAGUGCGGAUGAGGGAGUGAUGAGGACACGGCUGAAACAGGUGCGCAACCACCUGGCGGUGCUCUUCCUCUCGCUGGGAGUUCCCGUGCUGACAGCUGGAGACGAGUACGGCCACUUCAAGGACGCACAGCUGGCAGCAGAUUACUCCGAGUCCCCCUUCCUCUGGAGCUCCCUGGGCUCUGAUCUGGGAGUGCAGCUCACUCACUUCAUCGCCUCACUUGCCAACUUCCGCCGCCGCCGCACACUGCUGCUGCAGCGCAAGGACUUCUAUUUCGGGGAGGACAUCGUGUGGCACGGCGCGUUUCCCAACCAGCCCGAAUGGGACAACCCCAACUGCUGCUUCUUAGCAUGCACCGUUCACAGUGCCGGCAUCGAGUCGUCAGCUAAGGAGGCAGCAGAGGAGGCAGGAGUGCCGAUUGCCACUGCCGCCCCAGCUGUGACACCCAGCAUGCCGGUUGGCGAUCUCUACUUCGCCUUCAAUGCACAUGCGAAUGAGAUGAUUGUGGAGCUCCCCGCGCCACCUGUUGGCAUGAUGUGGCACCUUGUGCUAGACACGGCUAAGGACUAUCCGGCUGACACCACAGAGCUACCAGCCCAAGGCAUGCCUCCAUCCAUCACUGGAAAUCCGUCCAUGGGCCAGCGCAUCGCCAACGGACUCACGCUACUCGACUGCGCUAAGAGCGGCGUUGAACACUUUCACAAGGUUCGGCAGCGAGACAUCUCUGCCAGGGCGGAUAGGUACAUACUGGUGACAUGCGAUGAAGGAGCAUCGGCAAUCAAGGUGGUCGACCGCUUCCCCUUCACCAAUUUCUUGCGGGUUCUCAAGGCUGUCAAGGUGGGAGGUCUCUCGUCUGUCGGCCAAUCACUGCGCGCCACGUUUGAUCUGCUGCACACUCAGCGCCUCGCAGCAGACGUUGACCGAUGGGGCAUGGGUCAUAAUCUCGCCGCCGUGGAUCCAACGGUUGUCAUGCUUCUCACUGAUGGCACUCACUUCACAUCGCGGUUUGGAGUGUCAACGAGCCUGGGCCUGCUACCAGCAACCAACUCCCUUCCACCAGGCGGCGAGCUGGCAUCACAGCCGUUCCGGUGGGAGCAGCGUGUGCUCGCCACCAUCCUGCGCAUCCCCAGCACCAAGCCCGAGCACCUGGAGAGGAUCGGCCCUCUGCCUGCUGCUGGCCCCAUCUCAGAGUCGCCAGCUGCUGUGGCUGUGGACACGAGUGUGUCAGCCCUGUGUGAAGCCACUGGUGGCAAGUGCAGUGUGGUAACCAGCUGGAAGAUGCUCUUUCAGCACCUAGAUAUUGUCGCCUCGCGCCUCUCGCCAGCUGUCAUCGUCUCAUUUGACCAUGUGCCACUACCGGGCGGCGUACCCAUGCCGCCCCAAGUACACGCUGCAUGCCAACGAAAGCUAUUAUUCGUUCGCAACCUGCCCACCGCCGGACCUGCAGGCUCGGCAGCUGGGUUGGGCGCUCCAGGCGCAGCAGGCUUGGCAGGACAGCUAGGCUUGGCACCGCCGCAGCCGGGCGCCGGGCCUCCUCCAGUAGUUUGGCCCAUACCUGAAGCAUUCUGGCCGGAUUUUACCACUCCCAGUCCUGCUACUGCUGCUGCUGCUGCUCCAUUUGUCUCCUCCAGCCCUCCUACCCUUCCUCCCCUCUUUCCUCCUCGCGACCCCCACCCGGUGAUAACCUAUCGGGCGGUGGAUACAGACGCGCGCGUGCCGCCCGGGAUACCAGUAGACAAGUACGAGAUUGAAGGGUGCCCCAUCCUGGGGUUCCUCAGCAAGGCUGGGCCCAACGUGUGCUGGCAGGUGUUCAUGCGAGGGAGCAAGGGCCCGCGGAACGGCCUGGGUGAUCCGUUUGGCUAUCUCAGAGUCAACCGGCCAGGCAGCUCACUCACUCUCCACGUCCUGCCAUACAACUACCCUGUGCUGUUCCCUCUGGUAGAGCAGCUCCAAAGAAUGCCGCCCCAUACAAGGGCCUCCCCGCCGGCCGGCUGGCGGCACGACUUCGAACGUUACUGCACUGGCGUCCCUCCGUACUACGCCGCCCCACUCCGAGCCACCAUGCGCAGGCUCGGCGUGUCAGCCGCAGGUGCGGCGGUGCCGGACCUGAUGGACGCCAGCCUGGCAGCAGGUCCAGUGGCGUCGCAGCUUCGGCGGUGGCGGGUGAAGGCGAAAGGGGAGAUUGAAGAGCGGCUGCAGGAGAUUGCCAAGACGGCCAACCAGAUGGCUCAGUCCGCCGCUGCCCGUCCACCUCCCCUGCCCACACUCUCCUUCAAGGUGCCUCUGGCUCUACCCUCCAUCGCCCCACUCAGGGCAGGUUCAGGGGGUGGUGAGGCGCCGGGGGCAGCGCAAGGGCGACCAGCAACCAUCUUCACGAACCCGUGCGAAGUUUCUCGAGAGGAUUCUUUGCGGCAAGUGCUUCAACUGCCCCUUCGCCUCGCCGCCAUCCUCAGCAGCAGCAGCGGUCCUGCCUUCAAACCUGGAAGGCCACCUUCGGCAUAUCGACCCGCGGCAUCACAAGAUGAAGAGCUCGCAGCUGCAGCAGGAAGGGCAGGGGCGGCAAGGGCUGGGCAAGGGGGGUUGAAGGGAGAUGCAGCAGCUCCUUUGGACCCAAUCCAAGAGGAGAGAGUUUUGCAGGGAGUGGGGAAGGGACGGCCAAAAGGAGAAACAUCAGCCGUUAUUGCUACUUCCGCUGCAGAUAAGGCGCCGGCGUCGUGGUUUGCUGGUGGAUGUGAUGUUGACAGGUGGCGCGCUCUGAUUGGUGCGGUGGGGAAGUGGGCGCUUCUGGCGGAGGAGGAGGCAAAGCACACCGUCAGCAUUGAAAAGAUGGGCGACUUUAACGACGCGCUCCAGCGACAACAACCACCCCGCAGCCCCUAUAUCGACGAACAGGAUCGCAUCAAGGCGGCACGGACGGCCUUUGGCAACCCGUACCGGCAGGACAAGCCAGACAUGCCCACAGCGAACGAGGCAUUCCUUCGCCUGGACGACCAGAGCCCAGGCCCACCUAGUGGAGGCUCAACCGCCGGUGCAGGUUCAUCUGGUGCAGGUUCGCCUGGUGCAGGCUUAUCUGGCGGUGCUGCCGGUGGUACUGCUGCUGGCAGCGGUGGUGGUGGUGGGUCUGCUGCUGCUGGUGCCAGCGGUGCUUCCUCUCCCAGUGUGCUUGCCCUUGCUCGCUCCCAGAAAAGGCGCCGGCGGUCAGAAUCCCCAGCACCCCCAUCACCAUCUCCCCCAAUAUCAUCUCACCCCUCUCCUCCUCCCUCACCCUCUCCUCCCUCUCACACUCCCCCGUCCUCUCCUUCUCCCCGUCCGCCCCUGUCCUCCGCGUCAACCCGUGCGGUGCCUGUCCAAGCUUCGGCAGCAGCUCCGGCCGCACCUCAUGCCGACAGUGCCUCGAGGCCUGAUCUCUCUGCUGCUAUUGGCUCUGCCAUUUCUCCAGCCACGGCGGAAGAAGACAAACAACGCGAGCUCAGCCAUCCACUGUUCAUGCCAGAGAGCUGUUACCGGGCGGCACAAGCAAUUGAGAGGCGGCAGCAGGAGUCCAUGCAAUGGCCCAGAGAAGCAGCCGCAGGAAAGGAGCGAGGUUCAGGACAGGGGGAGGAUGUCAGAGGAGUUUCCGAGGGUAGAGAAACAGAGGUAGCAGUGGAGAUAGGAGACAGGGGCGUAGCAGGAGAGGGAAGAGGAACAGGGCAGGGUAGAGGAGCAACGGAGGGUAGAGGAGGAAUGGAGGGUAGAGGAGGAAUGGAGGGUAGAGGAGGAAUGGAGGGUAGAGGAAUGGAGGGUAGGGGAAGAGGGGCAAAGCGGCGGAGGGUGAUAGCUGAGGGGGAGUCACGGGAUUGGACAGUGGAUGUGGGGCUGGAGGAACGGGUGGAGGAGCAGGAGGAUGUUGUGGCGCUGGCAAUGCGGAGGGGCGAUCCUCGCUGGCGCACUGUGCGCACACCAGCUGGCAACGAGAGGGAUCAGGAGGAGGUGGUGGACUUUCUGCUGUCAAUCUACCGGGUGCUGCGGUCAGCACGUCCGAAUAACACGAAGCAGCUUUUUGCCCUUCUCUCGGUGCCCGACUUCCCUGUGGACAAACGCCAUUUUGUACAACAGCUUGUAGAAAAGUUCUCCUUCCUCGUCGGCGAAUAUCCGGACGAGUGCAGAUGGCGCUCGGCGGGACUAUCUGUCGAUCCUGAGUCAUUCGCCAAGACUACAGCACUCGAGGUGAUUCACGCGCGUUGGGCAAUGCUUGGCGUCGUCGCGUGCCUCGUCCCAGAGACCGCUUUCCGGAUACCUCAAGCUUCGCACCUCGCUGGCGGCAGCAACAUCGACUCCAUAAGAAGCUCGAUCCUUGGUGGCACGACAAGUUUGAUCGAGUCUUGUGACUUUUGCACCGCGAAGUCCAUCCUCGCUAUUGGCGCGGUCCAGAUCCUCGGCAUGGCUGCGGUCGAGGCGUUUCGGGUUGCAGGGGGGCCACUAGGCGACGCAAGCGGCUCUGUUUAUCCAGGAGGUUUCUUCGACCCGCUGGGCCUGGCAGACAGCAGUAAUCCAACUGAGCUGGCGAAGCUAAAGGCUAAGGAGCUUCAGAAUGGGCGUCUGGCCAUGUUCUCUAUCUUGGGAUUCGCAGCACAGGCAGCCGUGACAGGGAAAGGACCAGUUGAAAACCUGAUGGAGCACAUGGCGGAUCCCAAGGUGCACAACGCCUGGACCGAGUGUGAUUGUCUCAGUGGGCAAGGCAGCCGGGAAUGGACGCGUGUGGAGGAGGUGGAGGGGCUGUGGCUGUGCCGGGAGUUUCUUACAAAGAAGGAGCAAUCUGUUGCCAUGCGGUUUGGCAAUCUUCCCCCUAUUGCCAUGCACCUGACAAAGCUGAUCCGGACUGCUGCUUCUGAGCGAGCUCUAGUCCCCGCUGCUGCCGAUGCUGCAGCUGCUUCGAGUCAGGCAACUGUUGCUAUUAGAGGGGAUAGAGCAGUUGCUGUUAAGGGAGUGGAUGGUGCGUGCGGGGUGAUGAGCGAGGAGAGGGACGGAGGUGGGGGCAAUGGUGCUCCUGGGAGUCCCAAGAGGAGUGGAGGGGAAGGGGAUGGUAACGGGAGUGGGGAGGAAUUUGUUUUAGAUCGUAGUGAAGGACGAGAGGAGGGAGCAAGGGAUGAUGGGGAGGAGCCUUGGAGGAGUGGUUGUUGUGGGAAGAGGCGGAAGAAAAUACAGCACGAGGGAGACUCGGAGGAUGUGUCGAGAAGGGAAGAGGGGAGAGGUGUGCAGGAGCAAGGGGGGGAAGGAGUGCAGGAGGCGAAUGGGCCCGAGGAUGUGCUUUCAGCCAAGCGUGCGACUACUGAGCUCUUCCAAGUUGUCGGAGCCGGACCUGAAAACGAUGAGCGCCUACAAAAGGCUGGAACUGAUGCGAAAGUUGGAAGUGAGCUAUUGCAGGUGGUUGGACCUGAAGAUGAUGAAGCAGAGCAGCUGCGGGUGCAUCCGUUGUCUCGGCGUGUGCUGCAGCGAGAACCCCUGUUCGACCAGAUGAUUGCCAACUGGUACAGCGGAGACCAGGUGAGGCUCUGCAAUCGGCUCGACCAUGCCUCCCAUGCUCCCAUUCAUCCAUUCACCCAUUCACCUGUGCUGCAGCGAGAGCCCUUGUUCGACCAGAUGAUUGCCAAUUGGUAUAGCGGAGACCAGGGUAUCAAGCCACAUGUGGACUUGAUGCGAUUCGACGAUGGCAUUGCCAUCCUCUCCCUCCUCUCGCCCUGCGCGAAAGCGAGGGCGCUCUACCGGGAUGCUCUCAGGACAGCACGACUCGCACCGUCUGAAUCCCGAGCUGAUCUGCAGAAGAUUAUUCGAGACGAAGCAGAGAAGCAUGCAGGGGAGAGCGAUAUUAGCAAGAUUCGGUUCCACAUGAGCGAGGGCAUUCAGCGCGCCACCUCCCCACCUCGCCUCCGCGCCUCUUCGCGGGAGCGCCACCUCGCCUCCUCGCCUCCACGCCAAGUUUCCACCCCGCCAGCACGCCACCGCACCAGGGUGCCCUUCCCCACUUUUACUUUCCCACCCGUUCCUCUUCCCCCACCCCAUCACCCUACUUUCCCGCCAAUCCCUCUCUCCGCCGCCUUCGAUUUCGGCACCACAUCACGCUUCCUCCUCCCCCUCUCACUCAGCGUCACCGCAAAAACCCCUUCUCUCCUUCCCCUCCCCAGCCCUCCAUGCCUGCAGUCUCACUCUCACCUGACCCUCUCGACACCACCACACUCAUCCUCCUCUUUCAAUACCCACCACACCACUCAGCACGAGCAGCUGCAGCCCCGACCCUCGCAUCCUCGCCACCACGCCUCCUUGCCUCUAUGCCUCCUCGCCUCUCUGCCUCCUCGCCUCUCUGCCUCCUCGCCUCUCUGCCUCCUCGCCUCUCUGCCUCCUCGCCUCUCUUCCUCCUCGCCUCUCUGCCUCCUCGCCUCUCUGCCUCCUCGCCUCUCUGCCUCCUCGCCUCUCUGCCUCCUCGCCUCUCUGCCUCCUCGCCUCUCUGCCUCCUCGCCUCUCUGCCUCCUCGCCUCUCUACUCUCACUCCUCUACUCUCACCCCUCUACUCUCACCCCUCUACUCUCACCCCUCUACUCUCACCCCUCUACUCUCACGCCUCUACUCUCACGCCUCUACUCUCACGCCUCUACUCUCAUGCCUCUACUCUCACGCCUCUACUCUCACCCCUCUACUCUCACCCCUCUACUCUCACCCCUCUACUCUCACCCCUCUACUCUCACCCCUCUACUCUCACGCCUCUACUCUCACGCCUCUACUCUCACGCCUCUACUCUCACCCCUCUACUCUCACCCCUCUACUCUCACCCCUCUACUCUCACCCCUCUACUCUCGCCCCUCUACUCUCACGCCUCUACUCUCACCCCUCUACUCUCACCCCUCUACUCUCACCCCUCUACUCUCACGCCUCUACUCUCACGCCUCUACUCUCACCCCUCUACUCUCACGCCUCUACUCUCACCCCUCUACUCUCACCCCUCUACUCUCACCCCUCUACUCUCACCCCUCUACUCUCACGCCUCUACUCUCACGCCUCUACUCUCACCCCUCUACUCUCAUGCCUCUACUCUCACCCCUCUACUCUUGCCGGUCGCUCUCAUCUGUGACCUCACCUCUUCCUCAUCACUCUCCCAUCCUUACUGCAGGUGCCGCCUGUCAUCAACAACCUCACAUCGCCAUCUGGCAUGCACAUGCGGGUGGGUAUGGGUGUGCGCUCUUCCUCCCCUCUCUCCCCACUUCAUCCCCUAAUUCCUCUCUUCCACGCCUUGGCGCUCCCAAUCUGCCCUCUCACUUCUCAUUCCAUCCUCUCUCCUCCGUGCCCUCCAAUUUCCUCAAGGCAACCAUUCUCUCCUCUCUGUUCUGCCUCUUUCACCCGUGCCCUCGAUUCUCCUCAAUGGCGGCAGGCACACGGCCAAUUGCCCCACACUUUGCUGCCCCACACUUCUCUGCCCCACGCUCUGCUGCCCCACUCUCUCCUGCCCCACGCUCUGCUGCCCCACUCUCUCCUGCCCCACUAUCUGCUGCUCCACACUAUUAUGCUGCACCGUGCCCUUCUGCCAUGCACUCUGUUGCCCAACGCUCUGCUGCCCCACCCUCUGCUGCCCCACCCAUUGCCCCCACUCCAUCUUCGUUCAUCAUCGCGUGUUGA